Molecule: messenger RNA, 903 nt
Organism: Huiozyma naganishii CBS 8797
Lineage: Eukaryota; Fungi; Ascomycota; Saccharomycetes; Saccharomycetales; Saccharomycetaceae
Gene: SEN34
Product: tRNA splicing endonuclease subunit SEN34
Exons: 1
Coding region: 1-903 (300 amino acids)
Biological process (GO): tRNA-type intron splice site recognition and cleavage; tRNA splicing, via endonucleolytic cleavage and ligation
Cellular component (GO): tRNA-intron endonuclease complex
Molecular function (GO): nucleic acid binding; tRNA-intron lyase activity
Source: RefSeq, a predicted model, not a curated record
AUGGUCAACAAAAUUAGGAUUAGUGUUGUCGUCCAGGGGACCGAUGCUAGUGAUCUGGUGCUAACCCCGUUGAUAUUCAAGCUAGAGGAUGUGGAAAGAGCGAGGAAACUUGGUGUUUGCGGUAUUCUGGCCGGUACUUUACCGACUGCAGCCCAACAGAACAUGUUUUUGUCUGUUCCUCUUAAACUGAUGGCCGAGGAGGCUAUAUGGCUGUUUUUAAGUGGCCAUGCAGAGGUCGUUCAUCUAAGGAGCCCUACUAGCAGCUUGAUUGGUAACUUGAUCAAGGAAAACCUUGAGUCAUUACAAGCAGCCAAUGAAAGUAAGCUACAGGAGUCUUUCCGUCUGCAGAGACAGUUUAAAGUGGAACAGCAUCGGCUUAAGCUAGAGAGUUUGGGCCGUUUACCACCAGGGGGUGAGUUGCCUCACGAUCCACAGAUUGACAGCUUGAUUGAUUCAUCGUUGUUUGUGGAAACUGCAAACAGUUCAUCAAUAUUAUCCAAGCUAAGCAGCAAGCAGCAACAAGACGGGUGCAUUGAUGCCCAAAUAAUCAAUUGUAUGAUUGCCAAUUACUCCAACUGGGACAAUUACUUGCUCUACCAGUCACUACGAGAGAAUGGCUAUGUUCUGUCUCCCGGUGCCCGUUUUGGUGGGUUGUACAUUGCAUACCCGGGCGACCCACUACGAUACCACUCGCACAUUACCGUACAACCAGCAAUAGACUACUACAAGGAGGGCAUUGAUUUGACACUACUGACCAGUGGGGCAAGACUGGGGACAAGUGUCAAGAAGAUGUGGGUCAUUGGAGGGGUGAAAAAUUACGGUACUAAGCAGGAGGAAUUACGUAAGCCCAAAGCACCUGCAGACGUUUCCUUCUUCUCAAUUGAAUGGGCUGGUUUUGGUUAA